Messenger RNA from Penicillium vulpinum, 438 nucleotides. RefSeq lists its product as uncharacterized. NCBI's taxonomy places the organism in Eukaryota, Fungi, Ascomycota, Eurotiomycetes, Eurotiales, Aspergillaceae. The record is from RefSeq and is a predicted model, not a curated record. The transcript has a single exon. The coding region runs from base 1 to 438 and encodes 145 amino acids.
AUGCACGAAAUCCCAAACUACCCACAAAACUUGCUGGACAGAGUCAAAGCGGCCAAGCACGGUCCCUCACUCGAUUCCAACGCCAAAUACGUCUUCCAUGUCAUCCACAGGAACGACGACGAGGAUAUGCAAGCAUUUGAGGAGGUAGACUCUGAGGAUGAGGAGAUGGAUGCCGAGGAUGAUGACACCGAAAGGCAAUCAACAUUCGACACGCUUGAGGAGGCCAACAAUGCCGCUUUGGCCCUUUUCAGAAGCAUGUACAUGGAUUUCUUUGAUCAGGAAAAUGAUAUGUCCAACUGGUAUGAGGAGGGAACCAGCGAAGAGCAACUGAAUGAGGUGGUAUGGAAGGUCAAUGCCGACGGGGAGGUUUCGUUGAAAGCCCACGAAACCGAGGAUGAGAUUAUAUACGAGAUUUAUGUUUCUGCAUCAAAAGUUUAG